CAGGGAAGCAGUAACCAUCUCCGGGAGCUUACAAUAAAAUGUCGCUUCUCAUUCUGAGCCAUUUUAGUGCAAAUUAAUUCUCCCUAAAUGUGAGCUUUUGCAGCCAGCCAGCUUUCCAUAAUCCAUCCAUCAACCUCGGCAACCAUCGUCAUAAGGGCAACUGUUGGAAACGGUUGCUUCAAGCAUCAUGGCCGCUGCCAGUGACACCACAAAUCCAAUGGACGAAGGAUUGCAAGACCUGGGGGUGCCAGUGCCGGUUCAAACGUUUCUCUGGCAACAGAUAGCCCCGUUUAUCCGGCCCAAGCUAGGCAAGCUACAUGAAGCUAGCUGUAUGUAUUGUCAACAUGCACCUGGACAUCAUGAACUGAAAGAGGCGUGUAAGUCAUUCGAGAAGUCACUGGUGCAGAACAUGUUCUACGGGCUAUCGCCAUCGCUUGAAUCGGCACUGAAAUCAAUUCCCCGCUGGAGACUGGUCCAGGCCGCUUUACCGCACGUCAUGCACUGUGCCGGUGCACUCAUGCACAAUCGCGUUAAGGAUUUACAACCGUUGGGAGCAGCCGAGACGAAAAUUCUUUAUACGCUCCAUUGGAUUUUACUGUUUGCCGCAGAAGAAUGUGCCGACGACGAUUUGGAAGCAAACAAGGAGGUCAAAAGCAAACAAAUUUAUCUGUUCUCUAUCCCCACUAUUUCGUUAUUCGUUUAUUUAUUUGCUCCUAUCGCCCAUAUGCUGAAAGAAUCCGACUUCCAAAACAUUCGGCUUGAGAAUGGCCUGAAAAUGUGGCAAGGAAUGUGGGAAUAUCGUGCGCCAAAUGCACCCUGUUUCACUGCACCUGUAAAACCUAAGGCUCGAAAUUUUCUCAACUCUGUGAGCACCACACCGUCAGUGGAAGUAUUUUCUCCAAAAAAACCGGAAUCCGCACAUCAAGGAAUCGAUUCCCCACCCAGCAUCUCAUUCUCCGAAACCCCGAAACAUGAGGACGAACUGUCCUACAUAUCAUCGCCAAAAGAUUCCGUGUUUCCCGAAACCAUCCCCGAGGAGGCAUCCAGUGUCGAAGAGGAACGAGUUGUCAUAUUUCAACUGCCUGUCGGCGGUAAUUUGGCAGAUUCGUCGUUCUACACCGCAGAUGCUAGUCUGCUACAUCAAUCCACUAGUCGAAAGGGUGCCAAAGCUAUGCCACUAGGCGCAAGAGAACGACCGGACAAAAUUGCCACUAAAUUCGAUUUCGACCGCAUCGAUACGUACAGCCGAGGCGACGACUCCAAGCCCAAAACAAGUUCUUCCACUGAGCGAGAGUCACUCGAGACUGAUCCGAAAUCACCACAAUGUCCAAAGGGAGACGUUGCGGCAGCUACAUUUCUUGAUGUAGCCGUACUGCGAUGUUUGUUUAUAUCCCACUGGCAAGAGGAUGGAGUUUAUUGGAGCUUACACUACUUGAACAACAGACUACGAGAUAUUAGCGAGGAAACAUCAAUACCACCUUCGCAGCCAAGACGGCGAUCCAACUCACUGCCGAUCCCUCAGAUAGAAAUUUCGUUAUACCAAGGGCCAAACAGUAGCAACCGCGAUAGCCCUAGCACGGGAUCGAUCAACAAAGACUACAUAGAGGUACCUGAACCACCGAUCAGUUCACUUCUCAUCGACUCACCUUAUCAUGAGACGAAGCCGUCCAACGACGAACAAAGUACCCCAACAGCGGAACGUAAAGGAAGCGAGAAGAAACGACGUGUUAAAAUGGCCGACUUACGAACACUGAUUGAGACGCGAAUUCUGUCCAAGUCCGACCGAGGACUGGAGAAAAUUGGACUCGACGUUACACCUAAUGGGAAACGACUACAACAUUUGGAUUCUCAUCGCAGCUUAGAUACCGGAGAAAAACAACUUUCUAGGUCUGCAUCUAUGAUCUCUCGGGCUUCUUCAACAAACCUUGUCAAAGGAAAAAGCAUGCCCAGUCUGAGCUGUCUUCUAGAUAGCGGAUUCCACAGGUACGUCGAACCUCCGAAGGUUAUAAGAAAUCCACCGCCACCGGUCAAUCCACGUCCUGUUCAACCAACAUCGCGUUACCCAAUCAUCACCGUUACCGAACAUACACCGACGCCGUCACCGGAUUAUCUCAAACGACAGGGAUCGAUAGAUUCUCAGUUGGAUGCGCUUAGCAUCGGAGGUAGCACAGGAGUUUUCAAGAGCCAAAUGCUAAGAUCCCACACCGAUUCACAUAUAGGUUAUAACAGCGGAGCAGAUGAGACCGAAGCGCCGGGCUCGAGUUUCUACAUCACCAAGGAGGGCGGAAUUGAUUACGAAAUUGUGCUCCUUGCGGUGCACUGUGUCUUCAAGCGGGACUCAAACAUUUGCACUUUACGAGUGCUAGAAACGGGGCUGAAUAUAUGUGAACUAUUGUUGGAUUUGGGCGUGCUGAAACUGGGUGAACAUGCCCACACGUUGGCAAUGGGUAUCGUGAAGCGUGCCCUGCUACAUCUAGGGUGUCCCCAUGGCUGCAACGAUGGAAACCGCGUGCCACCUGCCGAGGUUCUUCGCACCACGUGUCACUCUAUUCUAUCGCGCCUUCUACGGCAGGCACCGAAACUAUCGAAAGCUUAUCUUCGGAGCAUGAUAAGGACGACACAGCUGCACGAGCUAAUUGAAUUUUUCCAUGCCUUCGUUGGCUUUUGUGUGGAUCCCAGCUCGCUACUUUCACCGCUGAACCAUAAGAGACCAUCUGCCAUAAAAACGCUGACUCCUGAUUUUGGCGGUAUAUCAGGCGGACAGGGUGGAUAUGCUACCAAUUUUGGAAGUGGCCUCAGUGGCGGAGCCGAAAGUCAGGUGAUUGCUGCCGUGUUCAAAACAUUGGUCAGCCGCUUUGUAGACGCCUUGAAGGACCUGAAAAGUCAAGAAAACAUUGCUCUUUACUGUGAUGUACGUCAACUGGUGACGUACGUAAAGGGCGCCCAUGGAGGUCCAUUUAGGCGUGUGGCGUUGAGCGGUAUAUUGGCAGUCACACCCAGGCCUCAUAAGCAGGCACCGAAUAUGCAGACGACAAGGGUCAUCAGGCACAUUCCUGCCAAUGACGCCCAGACGUUUCAACAGGAUGACAAAAACCAACGGAAACUGGUGUUCAAAAAGAAAAGCACAUCCUCAACGUGUGCAUUUGUACCACUAUUGUUGCAGAGUUUACUAGAGACAGAGGGCUUGGAAGAACACUGCCGAGCAAGUCAAAGCCCUUUGAGUAAUUAUCGUCGAAAAGGUUUGCCGACAAGACCCACGCUAACGCCAAGGCAUAGCGAGAGAGCACUUCUCUCGGACUCGACGUCAAGUUCCGAAAGAAACUCGGUUGGCAGAAUCAGUGGCAUAGUGCGCUGGUUCCGCGGAUCCAAAGAUCGAGAGUCCAUAGAUUUGGAAUCUGGCCCAAUGGGCAGCAGUACUGAAAUACAAACUUCAUUCAUGAGAAAGGGAUCCCUUACUUUCCAAGCUAGGACCCGCGCUGCCGACGGAAUUGGGAAAUCCAUCCAGCGUGCUCGGAAGCGGGUAGAACGUAGACUCGGAAGAUUCGGUCUCGGUAAAGGGAAGAAGAAAAUGGGAGGAACCGAAGAUGUCUCAGGAGGAUACUUUAGUCAUCGACCGUCGCUCGAUAUGGGCGAAGGACCGCGCGAAUCCGAAGUCGUGGUUUUGAAAGAACGCCGCCUCAUUCCGAUAGAUCCUGUCAGGGAAGGAAUGGCACGGUUUUCGUUUCUGUUGGAAACUUGUGCUCCAGGGUCCAUACCUGAUCCCCCAUUGAUUGCCGCUGUACUUGAUCUUCCACAAUCGCCAAUUGUCACACGUGCUGCUUUACUCAUGGAAUGCGCCCAUUUCGUACAUUUAUGCAAUCGAGGUCAGUGGCCCAGUUGGAUGAAACAGAACAUCCCUUCAUUUAGGCCUUCGGGUCCAGCGCUUGGAAACAGGACGUCUCUGGCGGCUGGAGCAAGACGUAUCCAUAUCCUACAGAGAGCAGCCGGCAAAAUGUUUCAUCAGUGGGGAGAAGCACUCGGUUUCCGUUUGGAUGAUAUGUUGAACAACGAAAAGAAGUUGCACGAGCAGGUUAACGUAAAUCUUGCAGAUCCAGAAAAGCAGAAGCAGCUCUUGCAGCAGGACGAAGAAGAAGAUUUUCUGGACGAAAUGAGUGUUAAUCCACAUGGAAACGAUUGUCCACCUGCACUGAAACUGGUGGCAUGCAUGCUACUACUGGAAAUAACCGGAUUUCUUCGAGAAACGUAUCAAACUCUUCCUAAAACUUCCAGACUAUCCACAAAAGAGAAACAAGUCCCAUGGGAUAAGGUUUGUCGUGAAACCAACCGUCGGUGGUCGAUGGCUCUAAGUUCAAUGGGUCAUUCUCAAACAUCUGCCCAAAGUCUACAAUCGAUCGCAGGACAAACUGAGCGAAAGAUCUCAUUCGUCCUGCAGGAACCAGACAACGAAUCAGAGGGAAGUAGCAACACCACUCUUACAAUACAAGGCGAAGAAGUUAUACAACAAGCCCAAAAGCGUUCCAUUACUACCACGAGAAACUUCCUCUUGAGACGUGGAACAUCCACAACACCUGCCGGUGGUUCCUUCAAACGAAGGUCGUUGAAGUUGCGGCGUGCACCCAAGGAUUUGAAGGAUAAUGACGAUUAUCCUGUGAAACGAACCGAUUCGAUACAAUCUCGGAGGAAAGUAUCUUCACUGUCCGAUCGCAGCGACAAUUCGGAACCGGGUCAGAUCAGCGGUGGAGAAGAAUCGCCCGGCAUUUUAAGUGACGAUCAACCGCCGGAGUCGCCUUGUGAUUCGAACGAUUCCGACGAGACGGCCAAAAACUUACCUUGGCUGCGGACGGUGAUUGCAUUUCUGAACUCAUUCAACUACUACUGUGACCAUCAAAACUUCUGCCAUCCUUACUGCUAUCGACGGCACAUGCGAGCAGCCACAAGAUUGGUGAAGGCCGUAAGAAAAGUCUAUGGAGAAGAAUUUGGAUUGAUCCCAAUGGCAUUUACUCACGUUACGGAAUCGGGUAAAAAUAGUGCACGUAGAGAUCGAACCAAACAAGGCCGAAAGGUAUCCGACCAAAGUUCUUCGCAGACAUCACCAUCGCGAAGAAAGGACAGCAUCAGCAAACGCGAUAGACUAAUUCAGGAUGAUUCAGAGCCAAACACUUCCCAGUACUCGCAACGCACCGACGAAAGCAAGAAAUCUCAAGAAACCCCGUUGGUCAUGAAGUAUAUCAAAAACCAUGUUAGAGACAUGUUCCACGUCCCAAUUGGCACCCUUGUAAAAGGAGCAUCCGUACUAACAGAGGAACAAUUCGUGGAAGUCAUACCGGUGGCAUGGGAGCUUCUGCUGGAGUCCAAUCAAGAAGUGUCUGCCGCUUCGGCCGCCCUUUUCAUAUUGGCUUCAGUCAAAGCACCAACCACAGCAUCAGAAGUGAUGCAGCGUGCCAUGAAACAUAAGAACCCGAACGUGCGUGUAGAAGCCAUGCUUCGAUAUCAAGUGCUGUGGAAAAAUCGCUUCCAGGUGUGGCCAAGAAUGGAGGAAGGAGCUCAUUUAACUUUUAAAAUUCCGCCUCCCGGUAUCGAGUUUACGCUUCCGUCGCCAAAAAUUGGCAUUGAAAGUUUGCCAGUGGUUGAUCCCCCUUGGAGUCCUCGCCAGCAGAACAAAGACAUGGAAGUGACACUGAACCAAGAACGACAUCGAUCUCUUGUGACGGCGACGAAAACGCGCAAAAAGCAACAAACGGAAGCCAUUCGCCAUGCGAUCCAGCAGCAGGAGGACAAACAGCGCUCCGAGCGGCAGAGCUUCCUCAUCACCACCAUCCCGAUAACGCAGCAGGCAGCAUACGAGCCAGGCCUCGAUCAUGGCCCUGGCGAAGAUCACAUGGAAGAGGAAGAGGAUGGCGCCCGAUCAGCGAUCCAUAUGCACGCCGCCCACUCUGUCUUCCCCUCGUGUUUGUGUUCUUCGGUAAUGCAAAUUGUGGCCUGCCUCGAUGAUGCCGCUGUGAAUGCCGAUGGUCAGGCCGUUUACGAAACGGCUUACCAGGUGAUUUGGAUAUGCUUGGUGGAGGAUUCUGCGCUGUUUUUGCGAUAUGUCCUGGAAAGAUUGACCAGAGAUCACCAAGAUCAAAUGUUUAAACUUUUGAGACAUUUGAUACGGUUCGUGCCAAGAUUGCCGCAGCAAGCAGCGUUCGCAUUGUAUAAUUAUAUUAUUGGAUAUGUUAUGUUCUAUGUACGAUCCACGCAUGAAUGCAGUCAGCAGUUGGUUGGAUCUGCUUUAUCCGUUUUGUGGAUGGUAGUCCACAGUGUGCACGGCAUCAUGUUCAAGGACUUGAAACAGAUUCUGCGAAAAGAACAAUGUGAUGCCUCAAUACUUCUCACCGCCAAUGUACCGUCCGCCAAAAAGAUCAUCGUCCACGGACCAGAAGAUGAAGGAGGCAUCCCUUCUCAGUUUCCAGUUCAAGAGGACACUCAGUUCACCCAGCUGCUAACAGAGUCACUGGAUUACUUCGGCAUCGACGAGAAAAAGCUCAAUCAAUUCGUACUGGUCGACUACAAGACACAACAGAUACUGAACCCCAACUGGUACGUGCGGGAUUGGUACUUUUUCAAGCGAUCCCAGUACCCGCAGCUGAAGUUGAUCGAAAUGAAACCGGAAGAGGCUUUCAACGCAUUGCAGAAGCAAGAGUUGUUCAAGAAGUUUGUGGAAAUAGGCAAAGUACACUUAACGUGGGCCAUUUUGAAAAACGUUGACAUGGUCGUGCAGCGUGUGGUGUUUCUACAUGAAGAACUAAUGAAGCUUCCAUCGUUCCCCAGAAAGGCCCUGGAAGUCGAUUUGGACCUGCACCAGGGAGGAGAGUUCGGAAAAGUACUGCUUGGGCUGGAUGUGCUGCACAAGUUCAUGUGGGUUCGAUUAAUUGCUAGAAUGUUCGAGGCGAUGGCUGGGAACUUUGCUUACUCUGCUGAUAUCCAGUUGUUCCUGAAUGUACUUUCUGGAGCAGCGCUACUCCAUUCUGAGGAUUCAUGCAUCAUGCGAUAUGUUACGGCCACCUUCAUCAAUGCAGCUUUCAAUUUUAAGAACAUUUUUUCAACGAAUGGAUAUUUCAUGAUAAUGCCCACACUUCUGCAGGUCUACUCAUUACAUCAAACCAACAAACUAGUAACGACCACAAUAGAAUAUGCAGUGAAGCAAUUUUAUCUACUGAACAGAAAGCCAUUUAUUCUUCAAAUGUUCGGUUCAGUGUCGGCUAUUCUCGACACGGAUGAAGAUGGCGCGUAUGGCGAAGCACAUAAAGUCCAGUCCAGUUGUUUGUUCAACUUGUUGCUGAGUCUGGAAACACCUUCACCUGAUCCGUUGAACAUUGCGGAAUUAGUGAAGGAACCGAAACCGUUGAAAGCAAUCGACUUUUGCUACCACGAUGAAGAUGAAAUGGUCACCGUUUUGGAUUGUAUAACUCUGUGUGUUAUGGUUGUGUCGUAUUCCGCUGAGAGCACUCGAGGCUAUCAGAUGUUGAUCAUUUUGGAAGCUAUCCUACCAUGCUAUAUGCAACAAAUCCAAUCACCAAGCUACGUACCGCUGGAGGGAAAAUGCGAAAGAGACAUCAUUCUGCAAUUAGCAGUCGCAAUUCGAACUAUGGUGCACAAUUGCGAAGGACUUUCGAAAAGCUACAACGGCCCUUUCCGCAAUAGCCCGGAACAUAAGGGAUCGAGUCAGAGAAACUGCUCUCGAGGGCCACCUUGCUCGCCUGGUUUGGACUUUGAGGAAGAUUCACAUUCUAAGUAUGUCAGCGAUGUAGGUCGCACCAAGAUUCUGAACGAGUCGGUUGAGGAUUCGGAAACUAUUAGGGCAGAAUACCGUAGACCACGCGAUGUUUUGCUGUCCGUGGUAGGGGAAUUUAUAACCCGAUCAACUGCUCGGCUGAACGAACUUUCACGGAAACAAGGAGAAAGCAAACCUGUAGAACUGCUCGAUGUCAAAUGUCACGUUCGCCUGGCUGAAAUUGCCCACUCGCUGCUUAAAGUUUCGCCAUACGAUCCGGAAUCGAUGGCCUGUCGCGGACUACAGCGUUACAUGCUGUGCAUCUUUCCUAGAGCAGAAUGGGCUGACGAUCAUGGGAUGAAGCCAACUUUGGUCACCAUUCUACGCAGGUUGGAUAAGGUAUUUCUAAAAAUAUCGAAGAAAACCUCAGUGAGACGCAACACUGAUUGGGAAGCUGCCGCAGGACUACUGAAAGGAGUGUACGAAUCCAUUGUUCGCUAUCCGCAUGUGCUACAUUGGCGAGAAAUGAAGUCUCUCCUAACAACCAUUCAGAAUCUCAUCGUCAACGAACCGGGAAACUUCCCGGAGGGAGUGUCGAGUGCCGGAGCCGCUCUUAUGUCCAAGAGUCCUCCGCCGUUCUUUUGCUCUCAAGUUGUGCGCUUGGUUGCACUUCAGGUUGUCAGCCCGGUAGAUUCGGUAACCCUUGGAUUAGAGCAAAUUUGUGGUGGAAACGCUGAGUUUCCUACCCAAGAGAAGGCUGAAGCAUUUUUGAUGCAUCUGUUGAUGCCUCUGUGCCUCAAAGUAUGCAGUGGACGCAGCAUUUCCGAUAUUGGCGAACUGAAACAGUCGGACAUAUCAUUUUUGGUUACGGCAGUGCUCAACGCUAUGAGCCCUGUGGCCGGAAGAACUGCUCAGAUCGGUGCCCAAAGCAAUCGAACCGGGGCAGAUAUCCGUGCUGGUUCCUUGACGUUCACGGGAAGUCGUGAUGCCAAGCGACCAGCGAAGAUAUCCAAUUCCCUUUACCAGGCUACCUUUUUAGCUUUGCGUGUUUUGUGUAUUUCAUUUGAGUCCAGGCUCUCCCAUGAAUGGCCACGUAUCGUUCGAGUAAUGCGCGAUUUAGGACGGCGCAACGAAGCAGCUCCAGAACUAUGGAGCUUCUUGGAGUUUGUCGUUACUCAAAGAACGCCACUUUACAUUGUACUGAUGCCCUUUAUAUUACACAAGAUCUCCCAACCCCCUAUUGGUGAUCACGAGAGGCAUAUGCAAUUUUUGAUUAGAGAACGUAUGAGAGGAAUGGCAGCCCCAGGAGGAGUGAAAUCUAGAGGCGCUAUAUUGUUGGAGUUGGCUAGAGAAAUCAGAGAUCUGCGUGACGAGCUCGAAGAGAAGCGUUACGAUCGAGACCCAGUACCACAAGAAAUACCCCGUCGAGAAACGUCAAACGUUCCCAUUCCCCAAGAGCAACCAAAACAUCAGCAACGUCCGUCGUUGAUAUCCAUGUUUACCGGCGGGCCUCAAGCACCGAGUUUUUCGUCGUUCCAGCAAGAUUCUCGCAGUGGAACCGGGAUGUGUACUCCAAGCGACACGCUUUCUCAACAAACCUUGCAUGCUCCAAGAGGAGAGUCACUAUCCAGCUCCACUACCACCACCAACAAGGAUAUCAUGAUGGCCGACAAUCAAAGCGGUGAUGGAAUCACACUGACGCCUGGGAUUGUACCAGAAGGAUCCGUAAUUCGUCAAGUUCCUUUGUCAAGCAUUUUGACUGAAGCAGGUGCCGUCCCAUUACUAACUCAUUCAGUAUCCAUGCAACCGUCUAGUAAGGUUCAGCCCCCGAAACUGCGUUUUGUUUCUUCAGUUGAGUUCAAAACGUCGUCUGGUGAAACCUCCACAACACCGCUGUCACCGGACAGUUUGGCCGACGAAAGUUCUGGAGAUAAUCAGAAACAUCGUUUACAGCGUUCUCGAGCUCAAAGUCGCAAGACGUUCCGCUGUCGCCGGGGAACAACGCGUAGUAACAAUCACGGAACGGAACCACAGCAAACUCCAUCGGUGUCGUCGGUGGUAGGCGGACACAUUCCGCACACCGUUCCGCCGGGAGAACAACAAGAAAUCAUAAACAAAAAUAUCGCCGCUAUCGGAGAUCUCUCUUGGGAUUCCGUCUCGCAAACGUCGUCCACUUCCGGAUACCGUGACAAUUACAGUCUGCAAACAGGGCUGCUUUCACCGGACGGUUCCUUCACUGGGACCGCCCUCGGUGGCCGUUCGUCCUCACAGCAUUCACUGCUGAUGCUGUUCGAAACGCAGGACGAAGAUACGUUGAUUUAAAAACAUUUUAUAUGCAUAUUGCGACCGUUGAGUGUGUUUUAACGAUUUUAAUGCCGAUUUUAAAUUAUAUAACAAGCAUCGUUAGUUGUUAAAAUAGUGAAUAAAAAAAGAAUUGAUGGAAAUAAUUGCGUUCAGUGAUGUCCGUUCCAGUUGCGGGUUUCUAAACGUAUUAGAAUAAAACAAUUCAGUUGAUUUUGUCCAUCGGGGCAAAGUUCUUGCUCUAUUGUAGGUUAAAAUGUACCCUAGUUCCUAGUUUCUGCAAACGACUGCGGCUUAUUCCGUUCACACCUGAUUGAAUUAGAGUUACUUGACAGUACCUUAUUUGUUGUUUGUGCCAAAUCAUUCUUGGUCAGUUCACUGUAAUUGACAAUAUUGCGUUGUUCGCUGCUCCAUUAUUGCUUCAAAUUAUUUUUUUAUUCUUAAAAAAACUCGCGCCGCUGGGAUGUACCUAACAGAUAAACGGUUGGCAAUUCACUUUGGUUUAUUUUUUAACAGCAAGUAAAUUAUUUUUUGAUCGCACUCUUUUUUUUGUUAUAUGUAUUUAGAUUACUUUUUCCAAAUGAAAGGGAAUAGAAAGAAUGGAGGCGACUGCUUAUAAGUUAGAAGAAAUUAAACUGCGUUGGCAGAUUUCAGUCUAUUAUUGUCAGAGGGUUUUUUGAUUGAUCAACCUUAGAGAAAUUCUUUGCUUUGCUAUAUAAAGAAU
This is a messenger RNA of Armigeres subalbatus, 10778 nucleotides long. It is a transcript of the gene unc80, whose product is annotated as protein unc-80 homolog. NCBI's taxonomy places the organism in Eukaryota, Metazoa, Arthropoda, Insecta, Diptera, Culicidae. The record is from RefSeq and is a predicted model, not a curated record. Gene Ontology annotation, cellular component: cation channel complex; axon. The transcript has 36 exons. Gene Ontology annotation, biological process: monoatomic cation homeostasis. Gene Ontology annotation, molecular function: monoatomic cation channel activity. The coding region runs from base 188 to 10075 and encodes 3295 amino acids.